Apis laboriosa (Himalayan honeybee) is the source of this 3713-nucleotide messenger RNA. RefSeq names its product vinculin (gene Vinc). Gene Ontology annotation, cellular component: actin cytoskeleton. Gene Ontology annotation, biological process: cell adhesion. The coding region runs from base 179 to 3286 and encodes 1035 amino acids. The transcript is spliced from 19 exons. Lineage: Eukaryota; Metazoa; Arthropoda; Insecta; Hymenoptera; Apidae. The record is from RefSeq and is a predicted model, not a curated record. Gene Ontology annotation, molecular function: actin filament binding; structural molecule activity.
AUUAUAGUACAUUAAAUGAGUUGUUUCACAUUGCUUCGUUAGAAAAGUUUUUCGAUUUUUUAAUAUAUUGUUAAUAUUUUUGCAUAUAAUUUUUUUGUCAAAAUUUCAAAAAAGUUUUUUUGUGUGAAUAUUUUCUAAUAAUUAGUAUUUUUACAUUUUUUAAAGUAAAAUUAUUAAAAUGCCGGUAUUUCAUACAAAAACUAUAGAAAGUAUUCUCGAACCUGUCGCACAGCAGGUUUCGAGACUUGUUAUUUUACAUGAAGAAGCUGAAGAUGGAAAUGCAAUGCCUGAUUUAGGAAAACCUGUACAAGCUGUUAGUAUGGCAGUAGCAAAUCUUGUUAAGGUAGGAAAAGAAACAAUUAAUUCUUCUGAUGAUGCCUUGCUUAAACAAGAUAUGCCUGCUGCAUUACAACGUGUUGAAGGAGCUUCACGUCUUUUAGAAGAAGCAUCAGCUAUGUUAAAACAAGAUCCUUAUUCUGGACCAGCUAGAAAAAAACUUAUAGAAGGUUCACGUGGCAUUCUUCAAGGAACUAGUUCCUUAUUACUAUGUUUUGAUGAAAGUGAAGUACGUAAAAUUAUCAGAGAAUGUAAAAGAGUAUUAGAUUACUUGGCAGUAACCGAAGUUAUUGAAACAAUGGAAGAUUUAGUUCAUUUUCUUAAAAAUUUAAGUCCUUGCCUCAGUAAAGUAUCAAAAGAAGUAAGUGCUCGAGAAAAAGAGUUAACACAUCAAGUGCAUAGAGAAAUUUUAGUACGUUGCUUAGAACAGGUAAAAACACUUGCACCAAUUCUCAUCUGCUCCAUGAAAAUAUUCAUUCAUAUUAUCUCUCAAGGCGGUAAAGGAGCAGAAGAAGCAGCUGAAAAUCGUAACUAUUUAUCAGGUAGAAUGUCAGAUGAAUUAAAUGAAAUUAUCAGGGUAUUACAACUUACAACAUAUGAUGAAGAAGAAUGGGAUGCUGACCAAUUAACAGUGUUAAAAAAAGCACAAAGUGCUAUAGAGUCUAGAAUAAGAGCUGCUUAUGAUUGGUUAGAUGAUGGACUUGCAUUGCGUGGUGGAUUAGGAGAAAAGAGUCUUCGUCAAAUAGUUGAACAAGCACAGCGAUUAGCAGAAAGAUAUCUUCCGCCAUCACAAGCAGAAUCAUUACAAAAAUUAACUUCACAAAUUGUCACUAUGACCAAUGCUCUUUGUGAAUUAAGACAAAAUGAGAAGGGAACUACACCACAAGCAGAAGCCUUAGCACGUAGUAUAAAAGAAAAAACAAAUGAACUUCGUAGCUCUAUUGCUUCUGCCAUAAUUGCUGCUGAUAAAUCUGGAACCACACAAACUGCUCAUACAGUUGCAGGUCGUUUAGAACAAGCAAAUAAAUGGCUUCUUAAUCCUCAACAUGAUGAUAAAGGACUUGGUCAAAGGGCAAUAGCAUUAAUUAUACAUGAAGGAAAAAAGGUUGCUGAGGGUUUACCAGGAAUACAUAAAGCAGAAAUUUUACAACUCUGUGAUGAAGUAGAUAAUCUCUCUCAUCAACUUGGUGAUUUAUGUGCUCAUGGUCAAGGAAAUACUCCUCGUGCUCAAGAAAUCGCUCGUCAAUUGUCACAUAAGCUAUAUGAACUGAAGAAUAGAAUACAGCAAGCUGUUGUGUCUAGAGUAGUUGAAGAUUUCAUUGAUAUAACGACGCCUCUGAAACAAUUUACAGAUGCUGUAUUGACCCCAGAAGGUUCUUUAGGUCGAGAUCAAAAUUUUAAUGAUAAGACUCAUGCUCUUCAAACAUUUUCCAAUAGAGCAACAAAAACAGCUAAAAUGGUAGCUGCUGGUGGAAGUGGAGGCAAUAAAAAAUUGGCAGAAGCAUUAACUACAAGUGCUUCACAAGUUGAAUCUUUAACACCACAAUUAAUUAAUGCUGGGCGUAUUCGAAUGACUUAUCCUGAUAGUAAAGCAGCUGAUGAACAUUUUGAAAAUUUGCGACAGCAAUAUGCAGAUACAAUGCAAAGAGUUCGGGCACUAUGUGAUGAAGCAACUGAUAGUGGAGAUUUCAUUAGAACUUCAGAAGAACAAAUGCAAAAGCAUUCGUUCCUAUGCGAAGAAGCUAUUGCAAAAAGUCAUCCACAAAAAAUGGUUGACAAUACGGCUGCUAUUGCUAGAUUAGCUAACAGAGUAAUACUUGUAGCGAAACAAGAAAGUGACAAUAGUGAAGAUACUGCAUUCAUUCAAAGAGUAAACCAGGCUACAGAUAUUCUCCAAAAUAGUGUUGCUCCAAUGGUUCAAAAUGCAAAAUUAGUUGCAAUUAAUAUUAAUGAUAAUAAUGCAGUUUCUCAUUGGAGAGAAAGUAAUCGUACACUUUUAUCUAAUGUUGGACAAGUUCGUAAGGCUAUCAUACUUCAACCAGAUGUAAUAUCUCCGCCAGAAGUAUCGCAAUUACAUCUUAAUGAUGACAAACAUUUGCCAAGCCGUCAAUAUAAUUACUUCAUAGAUAAAGUUGGUGAACCUUUAAGAAAUCAACCAUCGCCAAGCAAUUUAUGUGUCAUCAGCCCUAGUCUAAACACAAAUAAAUCCCAACAUCGCUCUAUCAGUCCAUUACCAAAGUGGGCACGUGAAGGAGAUAACCCUGAUCUCCUAUAUCAAGAACUGGCUUCUGACAUCGAGUUAGAAAAAUCAGUUCACGACGGAGAGGUUGUCCCACCACGUCCUCCUUUGCCUGGUGGAGAUAUUCCGCCUCCACGACCUCCACCACCAGAAACGGAUGAUGAAGAUGAAAUGUUUAUGCAUGCACCGCAACCUAAUCAACCUAUAAUGAUGGCUGCUCAUGGUUUGCAUCAAGAAGUAAGACAAUGGUCGAGUAAGGAUAAUGAAAUUAUCGCUGCUGCGAAAAAAAUGGCUAUUUUAAUGGGCAGAUUAUCAGGCUUAGUUAGAGGAGAAGGAGGUAAUAAAAGAGAUUUGAUUGCAUGUGCUAAGGCUAUUGCAGAAGCUUCUCAAGAAGUUACUCGUCUAGCUAAGGAGUUAGCUAGAGAAUGCACGGAUAAACGUAUUCGUACAAAUCUUCUUCAAGUUUGUGAACGAAUACCUACUAUAGGAACGCAAUUAAAAAUAUUAUCAACAGUGAAAGCUACAAUGUUGGGUGCACAAGGCACGGAAGAAGAUCAGGAAGCAACAGAUAUGUUAGUUGGAAAUGCUCAAAAUCUUAUGCAAAGUGUAAAAGAAACUGUUCGUGCAGCAGAAUGUGCUAGUAUAAAAAUACGUACCGCAUCUGGUAUGAAAUUACGGUGGGUGCGACGACAACCUUGGUAUCAAUAUUAAGCAAGCAAUUGCAAUAUAAUGAAAGUGAAUUAUAAAAGUUAGUUAUAUAUGGAAAUCCGAGUUCGUUAUUUAAAUCAAGAAUGAGUAAGAAUGAAAUAGAAGAACAAAAUAUGAUAGAUUCUUGUUAGAAGAUUCUUGAAAGUGUAAAUAGUUUCAGAAAUGGGAAUAAUUCGAUAUUAGCUAAGCGUGCUAAAAUUAUGUUAAUUAAGCAUGCAUUACUGUAUGUGUAAAAAAUCUUACAUACAAUAUAAUGAGGAAGUCUAUUUUUGUAAGUUAUCUACUUAUUUUUUUUAGAGAAUUUAAUCUUAUCUAAUUGUUUUCAUAUUUUUAUUUUUUUUUAAACUGGUGCUAUAUAUGUGCAAUAUAAAUGACAUAUAAUUGAUAUAUUAAAACAUAAUACAAAAAUAAGCAAUCAAUUUAAAAACUA